Molecule: messenger RNA, 417 nt
Organism: Ipomoea nil (Japanese morning glory)
Lineage: Eukaryota; Viridiplantae; Streptophyta; Magnoliopsida; Solanales; Convolvulaceae
Exons: 1
Coding region: 1-417 (138 amino acids)
Biological process (GO): DNA repair; telomere maintenance
Molecular function (GO): DNA helicase activity
Source: RefSeq, a predicted model, not a curated record
AUGCCAAUUCUAGACGAAACUAGCAUAGUUUUGAGUGAAAACAUGUUGAUAGCUGAAGAGUUGGCGUAUGACAAAGAAUUGUUGAAGGCAAAGCAUGAAACAUUGGUAACACAAUUGACCGAUGAGCAAAAGAAUGUUUACGACUCUGUGAUGAAUGAUAUUGCUUCCAAUGGAGGUGGAUUGUUCUUUGUGUAUGGUUACGGAAGAACAUGCAAGACGUUUGUGUGGAGAACGUUAUCAUCAAAGAUAAGGAGUCACGGUGAUAUUGUUCUGAAUGUUGCUUCCAGGGGAAUGACAUCUUUGCUCUUGCCGGAAGGCAUGAUGACGCAUUCCAAAUUUGCUAUACCACUCUCCUUGAAUAAAGAUUCCAUCCCACGUGCAAUAUAUUGCAAGGCAGUGACCUUGCUAACCUUAUAA